AUGCCCUCUCUUCCAUCUUUCGUCGAGCUCAUGGCAUCCCUUGGACUUGAAGAGGAGACAUCCUUCUCUCAGCGCUCCUCUGCGUUUAGCCGACCCCGUUCUUCAUCAAAUGCGACGUCUUGCUCCUCUACUCAUGACGAUGAGUUGGGUUCUCCAUGGUCGCAGCACACCCAGACGGGCAACUACCUUCUCGUACCCUCUCGCCACAGCCGCCAUAGUAGCGUUGAUGUCGAUGCGUUCAACGUUCCACGACGUGGGCAAGGGAGAUAUACUCCAUACUUGGCUGUACAUGUUCCUAGAAAAAUGAGCAUGCCGUCCAUAUACUCUGAAGCAGACGCCGACAUGCCGAAGCGAGCUUUCUCGACUUCGCCACUGCGCUCGUCGGCAGGGUCCCCUCGUUCAGUACGAGGCUCUCGAUCUGGCAGUGCGUCGCGAUCUGGCCAUAGAUCUCAGAAAUCUUGGGCCACAGAAUCCGACCUACCCGCCAUCACCCCCAUCUCCACUUUCGUUCGUCGCAAAUCCCCACACAGUCCCUCUGUGUCUCCAACCGUGCCGACUUUCCCUCCUUCCGUACAUGACACAUUGGAACCUCUAUCACCAGUCGCGAUUCCCGCCCUUCCUUCCCUUUUGCCAUCAUUUUUACUCCCUUCUCCCUCAGCAGAGACCGUGGUCCAGCCACCUGGCCAGUCAAUGGAGGUUGAAGGUUACAACGACUCUCGCCGUCAUCAUGGCAUCAGAAUCUCGACAUCACCUCAUGAGAUCCGAAAGUCUUUGUGA
Messenger RNA from Heterobasidion irregulare TC 32-1, 777 nucleotides. RefSeq lists its product as uncharacterized. Bases 1 to 777 code for a protein of 258 amino acids. NCBI's taxonomy places the organism in Eukaryota, Fungi, Basidiomycota, Agaricomycetes, Russulales, Bondarzewiaceae. The transcript has 3 exons. The record is from RefSeq and is a predicted model, not a curated record.